Molecule: messenger RNA, 265 nt
Organism: Amoebophrya sp. A120
Lineage: Eukaryota; Dinophyceae; Syndiniales; Amoebophryaceae
Source: the annotation of a GenBank genome assembly
CCGAGGCCCAGGGGCGCGCACACUGCCCGCGCCGGAGUAUCGGCGGCCCAGGUUGCGCGACCUCCAUCAUUCGGGUCGGUGUGGCCAAGUGGGAGUCGUCACAGAGAGGCAGACUUCAACGAAAGCCCUGUUGCCGUCGCCCUGCGACGCCCGGCCGGGAGGCGAUGAAGAAGGCGCCGACAAACGGCCAGCCGGCGGAGGCGGGCAAGCCUUUGGAGCAGAUGCAGCAGGUAGCGGAGAUAGAGCGGACGCGGGGCGCCCCGGC